Messenger RNA from Amblyraja radiata (thorny skate), 931 nucleotides. Its product is annotated as beta-crystallin B1-like. Gene Ontology annotation, molecular function: structural constituent of eye lens. The record is from RefSeq and is a predicted model, not a curated record. Gene Ontology annotation, biological process: visual perception; lens development in camera-type eye. NCBI's taxonomy places the organism in Eukaryota, Metazoa, Chordata, Chondrichthyes, Rajiformes, Rajidae. The coding region runs from base 90 to 734 and encodes 214 amino acids. The transcript has a single exon.
CCUCUCUGGGCUGGGAGCCUUGUAUAAAAGAGGUGUCCCAGCGACGCCCCAUCACAACUCCGACCUCCUGGAGCAGAGCGAGAACAGGCAUGUCUGAGAUGGCGAGUCGGACCACCCCUGUGACUGAGAGGAAGAGCCACCAGACCAAGAAGCUGGAGAUGGGCGUGGGAUCCUACAAGAUAUUCAUCUACGAGCGAGAGAACUUCCAGGGCCGCUGCAGGGAGUUCACUGGCGAGUGCAUGAACCUGUGUGAAGCUGGGUUUGAGCAGGUGGGGUCGAUCCGCGUGGACUGCGGGCCCUGGGUGGCCUACGAGCGCUCCAACUUCUGCGGGGAGAUGUUCACCCUGGAGAAGGGCGAGUACCCACGCUGGGACUCCUGGUCCAACAGCCGCCAGAACUAUUACAUCAUGUCCUUCAGGCCCGUCUGCAUGGAGUCCGAGCAGCAUAAGAUCUGCCUGUUCGAGAUGGCCGAGUUCAAGGGCCGCAAGAUGGAGAUCGUGGACAACGACCUGCCCAGCCUCUUCACCUACGGCUUCACCGACCGGGUGGGCAGCACCAUCGUGAGCUGCGGCACCUGGGUGGGCUACCAGUACCCGGGCUACCGUGGCUGCCAGUACCUGAUGGAGAGGAAAGACUUCAGGCACUGGAAUCAGUGGGGUGGUCCCCAGCCACAGAUCCAGUCCAUUCGGCGAAUCCGUGACGGACAGUGGCACAGGGUCGGCUGCUUCAACUAGAAGCCGGUCACCGGGACCCAACGGGACUGACACCUGCACAGUGAUGAGUGUAAGGUGCGGGGUGCAGAGCAUUGAUCGACGGCUCAGUUCUUCAGGACCAACACUCAUCAGUGAGUUACAAUGAGGCAAUUGGUCAAUGGCAGGUGUUUACAGACUUUGUGAGCAAAAAAUAAAUUAAUUUUAAACACACUAAAAAA